GGUUCCAUCUUGGACGAAAAGGCUUUGAUUCACGCGCUCACCUCGUGUGAGUCGUGUUUUCAUUUGGCAGCUUACGGAAUGUCCGGUUUAGAAGCUUUUAAUCGUGAACGGAUAUAUCGAAUAAACGUCGAUGGUACAUUACUUCUUUUGGAAUACUGUAAGCGCGUGGGCGUGUCCCGUUUCGUGUUUGCUUCCACUGUGGGCGUCAUUUUCACCGGCAAGGAAUUGGUCUCCGCUACAGAGGAUUAUCCAUAUCCAGACGAUUCUGAGUACUCCUCCGAGUACUGCGCAACGAAGGCACGAGCUGAGAGGGCAGUACUCGCCGCAGAUUGUCCAACUCUCAGGACUUGCUCGCUGCGCUUCAGAGGAAUUUAUGGCCCCGGUGAACCAAGGUCCACUAACAGAGCAGCGGAGAUCAUCUACAGAGGACUUUACCUGGCUACCUUCUCUCGACGUGAUCGAGCAAUGACGCAGUUCAGCGGAGUGCACAAUGUCACUUAUGCGAUGUGGCAAGCCGACAAGGAAUUAUCCAAGCCUCAACCACGAUGUGCCGGCAAGGCCUAUCAUGUGGUGGACGCCAAUCCAGUGAAUUCGUUCCUUUUUUGGCUCCCGUUGGUCACUGCACUCUCGCGAACACCACCGUUCAUUCGACUUCCAUUCUCUUUGAUUUAUUUCGCUGCCUAUGUGUCUGAGUGGAUUGCUGUUUGGUUCAGCAUCCCCCCUAUUAUGAACAGGUUGGAAGUGAAUUUAGUCGGAGUGAGCAAUACUUAUUCCAUCGAACGUGCUACUCAGGACUUCGACUACAAACCUACAAAGAAUCAUGACUUAACGGAGGUAAAGCGAACGUCGAUGAUCUGA
Messenger RNA from Angiostrongylus costaricensis, 858 nucleotides. NCBI's taxonomy places the organism in Eukaryota, Metazoa, Nematoda, Chromadorea, Rhabditida, Metastrongylidae. The record is from the annotation of a GenBank genome assembly.